This is a messenger RNA of Fonsecaea nubica, 1641 nucleotides long. RefSeq lists its product as hypothetical. The transcript is spliced from 4 exons. The coding region runs from base 1 to 1641 and encodes 546 amino acids. The record is from RefSeq and is a predicted model, not a curated record. NCBI's taxonomy places the organism in Eukaryota, Fungi, Ascomycota, Eurotiomycetes, Chaetothyriales, Herpotrichiellaceae.
AUGUCGUCUCGAUCUCGGAUUUCCUCUACGAGCAGCAAGCGCUUCUCUGAGAAAGAUCUGGAGGCAAUAAAAGCCUCGGAGAUUGAGCAAACCAGAUUCAGGAAGCUGGUUGCAACGAGCAAGAUAUACUCCCAGACUGAGAAGGAUGCCGCCGAGAUUUCCUCGGUCACAGACUUUUAUGCAUUCUGGGACAAGGCCGUCGAAGCCAGGAAGGAUUUCGAAGACAGCCACGAAAGGGGAUGCGGUCUGUGGACACGGAAGUAUCAGAAUGCCGCAUCCGUGGUCCGCAGCUUCAUGAAAGACUUUGCUCCCAUCGUGGAUGUCGUGAAAGACUUUGCUGCCCCUUAUGGAGGGUUCGCUAUAGGGACGAUUUCCGUUCUCUUCGCAGUUGCUGCGAGCAAAAACGAGAUGGAAGCGUCACUCGCAUCAGCCAUUGCUGAGAUUACCGAUCGACUACCUGGACUGAAUCUGUACAAACACAUCUACAACGACAACCACGAGCUCGAUAUAAUGCUUCAAGGACGAAUCGUCUCCGCCUACGAGAUAUUUAUCGAGUUCUGCAUUCAAGCAACACAGUAUUACAAGCGCAAGGGGCUUCGCAGGUGGCUCACAGCCCUGGGUUCGCCUAGUCACCUUUACGACAAGGUCGCGGAAACACAAAAGGUAAUACAGGAGAUACGGCGCAUAUGCGAUGAGCUACUUGACAAAAAUAUCCAUCUCAUCAAGCAACUGAAUCUGGAACAGAAAGAAACCAUUCGGAGGCUGGAGGAACAAGUAGAUCAGCUGUUGAAAGCACAAGACAAUCAUGCGCUCACAGAGAUCCAACACUAUCUGGGCCUCUCCAGCUUCUCGAGCGAGAAUCACCGCAAACAACUCGAGCAAUAUCGCCGAGCUUUGUACAAUGACGACCACCUCAAUGCCCCAUACUUUGAACAGAUGCAGGGCAGGCGGCUCGAGGCAUUCCGUGCCUGCAACGACUACCAGUACUGGAGUAACUGCCCACAUCCGUGCCUGUUGAUCCUAUCAGGCCACAACGACAGCAGCAUACGUUAUGUGGAUCACUGCUGGGCCUCCCCCGUGGCCAUGACCAUGAUCACCGAUCUAACUAACAAAGACAACGACCAUAUCUAUGGGUACUACGUCUUUUCUCCCCGGGGCGAAUCGCUCUGCCACGCCUUCUCGGUCGUCCUUUUACAACUACUCGGCAAGAGGAGCAUAUUGCUCCGCAACAAAGACCAAUGCGACGAGCUACGCGCAGCGCUGAACGAUCUUCGCGACUUCCAAGCCACAGAGGGGAAAGACUCCCACCAUCGUCAUCACUCCCACCAACACGAGACCAUGAAACUCUCGACGUUCGAACGGGUCGUGCUCCGCGCGAUCGACUUCUUCAGCGAGUCCGAGCAGGUGCACAUCAUCCUGGACCGGGCGGACCGGUGUUGCGACCUGGUCAAGGGCGUCGACCACCGCAAGUCGCUGUUCAAGCUCCUCGUCAAGCUGGUCGAAGUCGCGCGGUGUAAUCUCAAAAUCCUCGCCGUGGUCAACGGCGAUCAGUGGGACAUCGAGACCAGGAAGGACGAGCUGGAACACAGAAUCGAGGGGAGAGUCAGGAUGCACACUGCCGUGCAGGGCAUGCGUGACUAG